Messenger RNA from Nymphaea colorata (pocket water lily), 2524 nucleotides. RefSeq names its product WD40 repeat-containing protein HOS15. Gene Ontology annotation, cellular component: histone deacetylase complex. The record is from RefSeq and is a predicted model, not a curated record. The transcript is spliced from 14 exons. Gene Ontology annotation, biological process: regulation of transcription by RNA polymerase II. The coding region runs from base 322 to 2154 and encodes 610 amino acids. Gene Ontology annotation, molecular function: transcription corepressor activity; protein binding. Lineage: Eukaryota; Viridiplantae; Streptophyta; Magnoliopsida; Nymphaeales; Nymphaeaceae.
CCAGAAGAGAGAGAGAGAGAGAGGGAGAGAGAACCGCUGGGAAGCUCAUCCCCUUCGGCCAAAGUAAAACUGACCCUGGCGUUCCCGCCCGACGACUGCUCCAGCUCAUUAAAGAGAGAGGGAGAGUCGCCGUGACGUCCGGCGGUGGCCGAGCGAAUCUCAGCCGACGAGUCCUCUCUUCCUCUUCCUCUUCCUCUUCUUCUUCCUUCCAUGCUCUGUGAGACCCUAAGACUGUCCGACGUCCGACCUCUCGUUGCUCCUUGGCCAUGAGCCGUGGCCUCCUCUGCGAGAGCUCAAGGUGGUCUCGAGGUGGCGCCGUCGAUGGCGACGAUCACUUCCAUCGAAUUGAAUUACAUGGUCUUCCGUUACCUUCACGAAUCUGGAUUUACACAUUCGGCAUUUGUUCUAGGAUAUGAAGCAGGGAUAAAUAAAAGUUCUAUUGAUGGCAAUUUAGUUCCUCCAGGUGCUCUUGUGACAUUUGUGCAGAAAGGGCUACAGUAUUUAGAGUUGGAAGCGAACCUCACUAAUAAUGAUGCAGAUGUUGAUGAUGAUUUCUCUUUUUUACAACCGUUGGAUCUUAUUACAAAGGAUGUCUGUGAAUUGCGUAAAAUCAUAAAAGAGAAGAAAGAAAAUCUUCAAAAAGAAAAAGACAAAGAGAAAGAAAGAGAGAAAGAACGUGAACGGGAGCAUGAACGAGAGCGUGAACGUGGGAGGGAAAGGGAAAGGGAGAGAGAGAGGCAAGAAAGGGAAAAAGAAAAGGAGAGGGAAAGAGAGAGGUUAGAGAAGGAAAGAGAACGAGAACGGGAAAGAGAAAGAGAAAAAGAAAAGGAGAGAGAAAAGGACAAGGAAAAGGAAAGGGAGAAGGAGCGGGAGAAGGAGAAGGAGAAGGAGAAGGAAAAGGAAAAGGAAAAGGAAAAGGAGAAAGAAAAGGAAAAGCAGCAAGAUGAGUAUAAUGGUCGUCAAUUGAAUAGAGAACCUGAUGAUAAACCUAAACUGAAUCAAGAAGAUAAUGAUGGCUCUGGAGGGCCGGAACCAAUGGAUAUAUGUUCAAGUUCACCUGCUUUGGGCAAUGAGAUUCCUAGCUCUAAUGUACUAAUUUUGGAGGGACAUACUUCAGAGGUUUUUGCUUGUGCUUGGAGUCCAACUGGUUCGCUCCUAGCUUCUGGGUCUGGAGAUUCAACAGCUCGAAUUUGGAUGAUUGCUGAUGGCCCUUGUGGUAUGCAUGGUGGCCCUCCAAAGGCACUGGUUUUGAAGCAUUUCAAGGGUAGAACCAAUGAAAAGAGCAAGGAUGUUACUACACUUGAUUGGAAUGGUGAGGGAACAUUACUUGCAACUGGUUCCUAUGAUGGCCAAGCUAGAAUUUGGAGCAGAGAAGGAGAAUUGAGGAGUACCUUAAACAAACAUAAAGGACCCAUCUUUUCUCUGAAAUGGAAUAAGAAAGGGGAUCUGCUUCUCAGUGGGAGUGUUGAUAAAACUGCCAUUGUGUGGGAUGUAAAAACUGGAGAAUGGAAGCAACAGUUUGAAUUCCAUUCAGCACCAACACUUGAUGUUGAUUGGCGUAACAAUGUCUCCUUUGCCACCUGUUCAACUGAUAACAUGAUAUAUGUAUGCAAGAUCGGCGAUACUCGUCCAGUUAAAGCUUUCGCAGGUCACCAGGGCGAAGUCAAUGCCAUCAAAUGGGAUCCAACUGGGUCGCUAUUGGCUUCAUGCUCUGAUGAUGUGACAGCAAAGAUUUGGAGUAUGAAACAGGACAAAUGUUUACAUGAUUUGAAGGAGCACACACAGGAGAUAUAUACAAUAAGAUGGAGCCCUACUGGGCCUGGUACCAACAAUCCAAAUCAACAGUUACUCUUAGCAAGUGCUUCCUUUGACUCGACCAUCAAGCUGUGGGAUGUGGAGAGAGGUAGCCUAUUGUACAGCUUGAAUGCCCAUAAAGAUCCUGUAUACUCGGUUGCAUUUAGUCCAAAUGGGGAGUAUCUAGCCAGUGGAUCAUUGGAUAAAUGUUUACAUAUAUGGUCAGUAAAAGAUGGCAGGGUUGUGAAGACGUACCAAGGGAAUGGAGGCAUCUUUGAGGUGUGCUGGAACAAGGAAGGUGAUAAGGUUGCUGCAUGCUUUUCCAACAAUACAGUCUGUGUCUUGGAUUUCAAAAUGUGAACUCCAAGUUGUUAGAUACUGCUGAUCAGGAUAGGAUUUAGAUAACUGACUGUUCAAGUUUGGGGGUUCGAUGGAUGUCUAUAUGCUUUUGGCAACUGCAGACAAGCCCGACUUGCUAAUGUUUCCCAAUGCCAUCUCAUGGCUGGGUUGGGGCCUGAUGCUCUGAGCAAAGCAAUGGUGCGAUUUCCCCCACCAUAUGACCUGUUACCAAAAUCUUUUAUGCUGAGGUUAGCUGCUUGUGAGUUGUAAUUGUCUCAACAAUUUUCUCCGGAGUUGAUGCUGUUUGUAUUAGUAGAACGGCUCUGUAUCGUCUUUCUUCUCAGGGGACGUAGAUAUUUGGUUAUAAAUCUGAAACGUCUGCUUUGUGUGA